Molecule: messenger RNA, 1479 nt
Organism: Mya arenaria
Lineage: Eukaryota; Metazoa; Mollusca; Bivalvia; Myida; Myidae
Product: neurotrypsin-like
Exons: 12
Coding region: 86-1417 (443 amino acids)
Cellular component (GO): membrane
Source: RefSeq, a predicted model, not a curated record
CACCUUGCAUAUAUGAUUUAGAGAAAAGACUUUUCAAACCAAAUAAUAAUAGUUGUAAUAAAAGUAUUCGCAUGUGUGAACAAUUAUGAAAUAUGUGUAUACCUUCGCCCUGUGCAUUUUUCUUGUACGCAACGUAGGUUGUUUGGAAUGUUAUAACUGCCACGGUGUGAUGUCACCAAGUUCUUGUCAAAGUCGACGCACAUGUGAAGCGGGACAGUCGUGCUACCAGGAGAGUCGUCGGACGUCGGCGGGAACCGUGUUUGAUAUGGGAUGUAGGGAUACAGCGGUGUGUGCUCUGAUGGAUACCAUCAUUGUUGGUCGGUCCGUGGAGAAGCGCCAACAGGCGGACUGCCGCAAGUGCUGCUUUGCUGAUCUUUGCAACGACAAGUUUUGCUCCUUUGUUUAUCCAGCACAAGUUCGGCUGACAGGUGGUGUUUCCGCAGCCGCAGGUCGCGUGGAGAUUUCACUUGACAAUGGGGAAACGUGGGGAACCAUCUGUGACGACAGCUUUCUUAAUACCGAGGCCGGAGUUGUAUGUAAAAUGCUUGGAUAUCAGAGACAAGGGGCCAUAGCAACAUCGCAGUUUGGGACUGGGUUAACUAGCCAGAAGAUCCUGCUUGAUGAUGUUGAUUGUCGGGGCUUUGAGACAAAUAUCUUCAACUGUCGGCAUAGCACUGUCGGUGUUAAUAACUGCGACCAUAGUGAAGAUGUCGGCGUCUCAUGUGUGUCAACGCCAAUGUCGGAUGCUCAGAUCCACUUGGUUAACGGUACUUCCCCGAGGGAGGGGCGGGUUGAGGUGUCCGUAGACGGCGGGGCCACAUGGGGAACCAUUUGUGAUGACCAUUUUAACAACACGGAGGCGGGGGUCAUCUGUGCCUCACUUGGAUACGAGAGAGGAUCAGCACUCGCGAAAUUGAAUUCCUACUUUGGCGGUGGAUCGAAAUCGCAGGUCAUCCUGUUAGAUGACGUCUACUGCAAGGGGAACGAAACGAAUAUAUUAGCGUGCCAGCACCGACCCGUCGGUGAAAGCAACUGUGCACACGUCGAGGACGUUGGUGUUUCUUGUCUUAGCGCGACUAACCUCCGUGUGCGUCUUGUUGACGGUCCUACCUCACACGAAGGGCGGGUAGAGGUGUCGGAUGACGGCGGCCUCACGUGGGGCACGGUUUGUGAUGACGGCUUUGGGGACAUGGAGGCCAGGGUCGUGUGCCACAUGCUGGAAUACCCUUGGGCGGGCGCUGUAGCACUACGCAAUGCGCCUUACGGUGAGGGCAAUUCCACCUCUCUCAUCUUGUUGGAUGACGUACAGUGCACUUCCGCCGACAUGAACAUCUUCUUCUGUAGACACAACGGUAUCGGUGAAGAAAACUGCGACCACAACGAGGACGUCGGUGUUCAGUGUCGUCCGAGCAAAUGAUAAACGAAAAGGGCAAUUGUUUCAUUUUACAUCAAUAUGCUCUCAUUUUGCUUGUAUAUAUC